Messenger RNA from Oncorhynchus mykiss (rainbow trout), 4949 nucleotides. It is a transcript of the gene mpped1, whose product is annotated as metallophosphoesterase domain containing 1. Gene Ontology annotation, molecular function: hydrolase activity. NCBI's taxonomy places the organism in Eukaryota, Metazoa, Chordata, Actinopteri, Salmoniformes, Salmonidae. The record is from RefSeq and is a predicted model, not a curated record.
AACUGUCUGUCAGACAUGAAUUGAUUCGUGCUCAGACCUCCCCUUCGCACAUUGAGCUGUUCAUCCAACAGAAGGCUCCAGAACAUAUCAGGGAGAGGCGGGAAGACACAGAGCUCGAGCAUAUUCAGCACAAGAGGCGGGAGAUUAAGUGUUUCCGCGAGAGCCAAAGCGCAAACCUGAGCACCACGCGCUGCACUUUCAAACCGACCAGCGCAGCUCGCUAGCUGCUCCCCCCUCCGCCGUCCGCUCCUCUAUCAGACCCACCGGACUUCACUGGUUCAUCCCUAACCGGACAGGCUCAGCUCAUCCGACCGGGAGACCGGGCGAAGCCAGGAGUAGGGGGACACUGAGGUGGAGGGGGGACAUGCUCGCUCAGCAACCCAGCAGAGUUUCUCCGAGGUGGGCCAAGCUGUGACAGAGGGCCUCUCUGGUGAGCCAACCCGCAACCCUGACCGCUCCAGCAGGCCUCACUUCCAGUCCUAACUACUGUGUGUGCCAGGACCAGGCCACCUCCAGCCCAGGCCAGACCACGUCUACCCCAGGCCAGCCCAGAGUGGGUCAGCCCCAGCCCAACCCACCACUUCCCCAGCCCAGUAGCGGCCCAGGCCCAGGCUCCAGAAGCAUGGCCUUCACCCUGUCAGAGAUCAUGGCUGCACGGCGGCAGCAGCAGUCCCAGGCCCAGCGGGCGGCAGGCAGGGUGGCCGUGGAGGUGGAUGAAUACAGCACCAACCCCACCCAGGCCUUCACCUUCUACAACAUCAACCAGGGACGCUUCCAGCCCCCGCACGUACACAUGGUGGACCCCCUGCCCCAUGACACUCCCAAGCCGCCAGGUUACACCCGUUUUGUGUGUAUCUCAGACACCCACUCCCGUACGGACGCCAUUCAGAUGCCUUACGGUGACGUGUUCAUCCAUGCUGGAGACUUCACAGAGCUGGGCUUGCCCUCUGAGGUCAAGAAGUUCAACGAUUGGCUAGGCACCUUGCCCUACGACAUAAAGAUAGUGAUUGCGGGGAACCAUGAGUUGACCUUUGACCAGGAGUUCAUGGCUGACCUGAUCAAGCAGGACUUCUACUACUUCCCAUCAGCCUCCAAGUUGAAACCAGAGAACUAUGAGAACGUCCAGUCCCUGCUCACCAACUGUAUCUACCUGCAGGACUCAGAGGUCACCGUACGCGGCUUCCGCAUCUAUGGCUCCCCCUGGCAGCCAUGGUACUAUGGCUGGGGGUUCAACCUGCCAAGAGGUCAGGCUCUGCUGGACAAGUGGAACCAGAUCCCCGACUCCACCGACAUACUGGUCACACACUGCCCCCCACUGGGGUUCCUGGACUGGGUUCCUAAGAAGAUGCAGCGGGUGGGCUGUAUGGAGCUGCUCAACACUGUCCAGAGGAGAGUACAGCCCAAGCUGCACGUGUUCGGACACAUCCACGAAGGUUAUGGUAUGAUGACAGACGGCACCACCACGUUCGUCAACGCCUCGGCCUGCACCGUCAACUUCCAGCCCAUGAACCCGCCCAUCGUCUUCGACCUGCCCAAUCCCACCAGGACCACAUGACUAGAGAAGCCCCGCCCUGCUGAGCCCCCCUCCAAUCAGGAGCCUAGUGGUGGGAAGGCAGGUAGGUGAGGGUGAAGGCCAGGUGUGGUGGUGUACUGUAUAUAUUCAAGGCUCUAAUGGAUGCUGAGUGUGUGUGUGUGUGUGUGUGUGUGUGUGUGUGUGUGUGUGUGUGUGUGUGUGUGUGUGUGUGUGUGUGUGUGUGUGUGUGUGUGUGUGUGUGUGUGUGUGUGGCACAACACACACACAUGCCCAAGUGAUGGACGAUGUGUGUGUCUAAAUAGACAGGCGCCAUUGCAAAUCCUCACUUAGCAAAUCCAUUCAUGUUAUUGUAUGUACUGUCAUUCCUUUAUUUCAACAAAAGCUCCUGCAAACUCUAAAGUAAGGCAAAAGACAGACCCCAGAUGCCUCAUAUGAACAUGUCAGCAUUAAUCUGUAAAUCUUCUGUUGCACUUCUACUGCACUGACAAUCUGACCUGGCUGUCAGAUAGAGAAGAGGACAGGGGUAACAGUGUCUCCUGUGUCACUGUUUGAACUCACAGUCUUUCUCUCAGAAGAAGACACUGGAUAACUCUCAUUCUCUCUUGUUCCUCAUAGAGGACUCUGUUAAGUCACCAGUGGAAGUUGCUCAGUGGUGACGUUUUGACAUUGUGACAUUGUGGUCCACCCUUCAUUUGAGACCUUCCCUGAGGAGUGAUUGAACACUUACCAGUAGGGUAUCAGAACAUUAACCCAAUGCCCAUUUUUGACUUUGUGGAGCUGUUUGCCAGCACAGAAAGGAUACCCCUGACAGUACUCUGAUACCACACUUCCUGCACUGCAGAUUAAAACACUGCUUUCCCCUCAUCCCUUUUUCUCUUGAUCCCUCUUUUUCUCUGCACCUCUAGUUUCACUCUCCACCCUCUCUCUCUCUCUCUCUCUCUCUCUCUAUCUCUCUCUCUCUCUCUUUCUCUCAGGCCUUGGGCAUGGUGGUUUGUGUGUGUGUGUGAGAUCAAAGUGUGUGUGAGGGCAGCGGGAGGUCUCUGCCACGGGCUGUGUGUGAGUAUAGGUGUCAAACGUGUUGACACCACUCCCCUGGGUCUCAUUACAACUCUCAGUAAGCCUCUUCUGUUUUUCCCCCUCUGUCCUUCUUCCCCCUCUAUCCUUCGUUGCAUGUGUAAUCAGCUCAUCCUCUCAUCUCUGGCUCAUGUGCCGUGAUCCUGACAAGUUUAUUUCCGAGGUCACCGGCCGGGAAGCCUGCAAGAUUUUGAUUCCGAGUGCGGAAUACUGGAAAUACGUAAUAACCAACAGAGCAGAUUGGCAAAUGUGUUUGCUCCCGACCCUGUACAGAAGCAGCGGUGUCUGGAAUGUUCUCACUGCUCCAUGGUGCCCUUUCUGGGAGAGAUGUAUCAUGGGAAUGAACGUUGAACUCUUAGUGGAUGACUAUGAGGUGUAGGCCUAAUGUACCGUAACUGAUCAAGAAGUUGGAACUGUAAAUCUACAUCACCUGUCAUUGUAAAAACAUGUUAGCAAUCAAGGAUUACUUCAAAUGUUGUUAAAUAUGUGUGUGUUGUUAAAAAAAGAGCCAGUGCAAACAAUGUUUACAUUUUAUUCUAAGUUCAGUUCUUUCUUAUAUAGGCUAAUAAAUGCUUAUUACUGUAAAAAAAUAUCUGCACUAUGUUACACUCUAAAAAAUGCUGGGUUGUUUGGUUGACUCAACUGCUGAGUUGUUUUCUUUAAAAACUGCAGAGUUAUUGAUGCUGGGUUAUUGAGAUAUGACCCAGCAGGUCAGGUCAGAAGACUGGAGGUGUAGUUUAGUAGGGGCGUGGCUUUCAGAUAGUUAUUUUUAACCACCCAUGUGAGUAAAUGUCAUUCGUAUUCAUCUGUUCUGUUGCAUAGUUAUGACAUAUUAAGGUCAAACAUUUAACAUUUUGUAGCUUCAACGACACUUACAGAAGUGUAUAAGUUCCCUAAAACCUACGUAAAUCCCAUUGUUGGGAUACAAUAAGGUGGUAUACCUUAUUAGGCAGUAAGAUGGUAUACCUUAUAAUAAAUCAUCUUAACAUUACAAAAGAAUGUGUGAAAAGCAUGUUAUUGACAUUUAAAUUUGCAGUAUGUACAUUUAAAAUGAUGUACAGGAAUGACAUUUACUCUCACGGGUGGCCAAUAAGAGCUAGCUGAAAACCACGCCCCUAAUAAACCACGCCUCCUGAAAAUAACCUAAGGGUUACAUUAAAAAAGACCCAGAUGCUAGGUCAACCCAGCAUGAGAGUAAAAAAUACCCAACUGAUGGUUACAUUAACCAAUGUUUGGGUAAUCCCAACAACCCAACAUGUUGGGUCAUUCAUGCAACCCAACUGGCUUUGUCAAAGUAACCCAACAUGUGUUCUGGCCACUACUUAAACAGCUCUAAAUUAAAUAUAAUUUUUUUGAGUGCACGGGGUUACCCACAACCCGUGUAGCUAUUAUUAACUCUUUCAUGUUGUCAAGCAGUUGUCUGCGUAAAAAGGGUUAAUUUUUUAUCUUUCUGAAGCACUUGUGAAUGAGCGUCCUUCCUCUGCUCGUCUGGCAGCCAAAGUCUUUGGUUGGCUAGCUGAGCUCAAAGUGUGGUUAGCAUAACAAGACUACAUCCCUGUUUGAUCUCUCUGCUCUCAGACAUUAUAUAUGAACAUCCCCUCUGGCUACGUUUUAUUCCCAGGGUCACUGGUGUUUCACUGCUGUUCUGCACAUUGUGCUAGCUGGGUUAUGUUUUAAUGGGGCAGACUAGUGGGCUGUUGUAGGAAUACAAAGACUAGGAUAGAAUGUUUACAGAUAAGUGUGUGUGAAUACUGUAUGUGUGUGUGUAUGUGUGCGUAUACCUGUGUGCGUGUGGAUAGGGCCAGGGGGUAAGCAUUCUGAGAACAUGCUUAAACGAGGGGGGGAGUCAUUGUCUGUAUCAUCUUCUUUUCUUUUAAAGGUUUCUGUAGGGGGAAAUGUCUGUUUGUUUUGGGGCAUUUCUUACUAUUCUCUUUCAACCAUAACUUUGAAAUGUCUCACUUUUUAUGCACUGUUCCUCGAUAGCUGUAUUCUGUAUUUCCUGUUUUCUUUGAAAACUCAAGUUUUGCUGUUGUAUUUCUUGUUCGUUCCUUGGGGCAUGCUGUUCUGAAUCCAAUAACUUCUGAUGACAAUCUGCUUGUAUUGUAUAUCGUUGUUACCAUUGUUUGGGAUAUACUAACUAUUGGGAUUUUUUAUUGCUUUAAUGAUGUACAAUAUUUUUUCAUGUGAAAAGAAGAAAAAUCCAACCAUUUUAGAAUGGUAUUGUAUAAUGUGUUGCCCCUGGAGACAACUCUGUAAAUGUAAAAUACCUUUCUUAAAACUACCUGGUUUUCUGAGAGAUUAUCUACACAAAUUGAAUUAAACCUUAUCUGUGACCAAUGGA